AUGACAGAGCGGGAGCUCGCCGUGCACGAAGGGCGCUGGAUUGCGCGGGCCUUCGGCGAGCCUGGGGCGUGGUCGUCGCACAAGGUCCCCUUCGGCAAGAAAGCGGAGAAGCUCUUCCUGACGGUGCCGACCGCGGAGGGCGCGCUCGCGGCGUCGCGCCAGUUUGCGAUGGCCCCACACAUGGCUGGCACCCCGGGCGACCUCGCAACCGCAAAGGACUUCCUACACUUGCUCCGGACAGAGCUCGGCGCUGUCGCCCCCAUGAUCCCGGCGCAGGCCUUACCGAUCUUCGACGCUGGCUCGCACGAGUCACGCAACGCGACGCUCGGGAUCACGAUGCUCAACUCGCCGACGGCGUGGAUCGACAAGUACUUCCCGGUUAUGAACACACCGCUCGACCACAGCCUUGAGAUUAUUGGCGAAGAUGGGAGCGUCGUUUGGAAGGCAAACCUUGAGGAGGUCGCGGACGACACGGACCCCGAGGCGGGCAAGUACUAUGACACCAUCACGACAUGGCACGGGCUCAGCCGUGGAGGUACUGCGGCUGGGAAGCUCGUGUAUGCGAACUAUGGCGCGAAGGAGGACUUUGACGCGCUCGUCGCGCAAGCAGGUGUGAACAUGACCGGCGCUGUUGUGAUCACUCGAUAUGGUGGUAUAUUCCGAGGGUUGAAGGUCAAGGGAGCCCAGGAACACGGGGCUGCGGCUUGUCUUAUCUACAACGACCCUCGUGACGACGGGACUGUGACGACUGACAAUGGCUACACGCCGUACCCGUGGGGACCUGCUCGCAACCCAAAUUCGGUGCAAAGGGGCAGUACUCAAUUCUUGUCUAUCUACCCCGGAGACCCUACCACGCCUGGUUACCCGUCGUACGAGAAUAGCACACGCACCAACGGCACCAACAUCCCAUCUAUCCCCAGUCUUCCCAUCUCUUGGAACAAUGCGAAAGUUCUCCUGGAGGAGAUCAAGUCUUCUGGUUUGAACCGUACCAUCAGGGUUGUGAAUAACGUCGACGACAAGGUCAUUCCGAUUUGGAACACUAUGGGAGUCAUCCCAGGUCAUAUCAAGGAUGAGGUAGUCGUCAUUGGCAACCACCGCGACGCAUGGGUCAUGGGAGCAACUGACCCUUCGUCCGGCACCGCUUCUAUUCACGAGGUCGUUCGUGGCCUUGGACAUCUCCUCAAACGAGGUUGGAAGCCGCUCCGCACCAUCGUGAUUGCGAGCUGGGACGCGGAGGAAUACGGCCUGAUCGGCAGUACAGAGUGGGGAGAAGACUUCGCUGACUGGAUAGAUGAACACGUCGUAGCAUACUUGAACCUCGAUAGCUCAGUGUCGGGGUCGCGAUUCCGAGCCUCCGCUACGCCGUCCCUCGCGCACUUCGUGCGCUCAGCCGCCGAGGAGCUGCCUCACCCGACAAAGGCUGGAAAGACCCUCUGGGAUGCGACGAAAGACAGCGGCACGCUCUUGGGGAAUCAUACCGAUGAAGAGACACUUCGCAACUACGAGGCACAAGAAGCCGAGUUCGCUGCCUCGGGCAUGGGUGUAGGUGUUCUGGGGUCUGGAAGCGACUACACUGUGUUCGUCCAGCGCACUGGCGUUGCAUCCGGUAACGCCGCAUUUGGGCCCACCCUUCAAGAUCCAGUGUAUCACUACCAUUCCGUCUUCGACUCCCAGCGAUGGCAGGAGAUGUACUGCGAUCCUGGCUUCCACCGCCAUCUCGCGGUCGCUCGUCACCUCGGCCUGCAGACUGUGCGUAUGGCAGACUCGAUUGUUCUACCCAUCAACACUACCCACCACGCGCUUGAGCUCGAGAAGUACCUGACCAAGUAUAGUCGAGGCAUCGCUGCGAAAAGCACCCUCGACGUCGACUUCAGCAGUCUCCGCGACGCGAUCCUCAACCUCCAAAAGGCCUCCACCGCGCUUGACGUCGAAAAAGCCGCUGCGGAGCGCAAACUCCGCAAGCUCCUCCGCCGCUUCGCCCACCGGCACUUUUGGCGGCGCACCUGGAGCACCGCGCUCUGCCGCGUCCGGGCCGCCUUCACGUCCUCUCCCUGCCCACUUGACCCAACAUCAUGGGGGGUCCCCCCAGAACAGCAGGCCCAAGCCACCACCGCCCACGAGAAGGCGUUCGAGUGCGCGUCGAUGCCCACCCGCACCGGCAGCAACGGCGGCUUGCUCCCGUUCCGCCCCCGGCGCCGGCGCGCCGAGCGCGAGGCGGACGACGCGAACGGGCUCGCGGUGGAGACCGUCGCCGCGUUUGACCGGAAGCGGUUCCCGUGGCGCAAGUUCCGGAAGGCGGCGAUGCGCGUGCGCGCGGUGAACCAGAAGUUGAAGGCGUUCGAGCGCGGGUUUGUGCACGAGGACGGGAUCAAGGACCGAGAGUGGUACCGGAACUUGGACGUCGCGCCGGGGAAGUGGCUUGGUUACGGGGCGACGACGUUCCCUGCGCUCACCGAGGCAUUCACUAUCGAGAACAACGCCACGCUGGCAGAUUAUGAGGCGGAGAGGCUGCAGACACUCAUCGAGAAGCUCGUCGACGUGAUCAAGGUCUAA
Messenger RNA from Epithele typhae, 2553 nucleotides. RefSeq names its product Zn-dependent exopeptidase. The transcript has 12 exons. The record is from RefSeq and is a predicted model, not a curated record. Gene Ontology annotation, molecular function: carboxypeptidase activity. Bases 1 to 2553 code for a protein of 850 amino acids. Lineage: Eukaryota; Fungi; Basidiomycota; Agaricomycetes; Polyporales; Epitheliaceae.